AUCCUCAAUAUUCGAGCGCGGGGAGGCUCUUUUACAACUAUUUUCGGUCAAUAGAACAAGCCAACGUUUGCCCAAGAUGAUGAUCAAAGUGAAGACGUUGACGGGGAAGGAGAUCGAGUUGGAUAUCGAACCCGAUGACAAGAUCACGCGCAUAAAGGAGAAGGUCGAGGAGCAGUCCGGAGUACCACCCCAACAGCAGCGGCUCAUCUUCAAGGGACGUCAGCUUCCCGAUGACAAAAAUGCGCAAGAACAGAAUAUAGCGGCAGGGGACGUUCUGCAUCUCGUGCUCGCUCUCCGCGGGGGACGAUAAAUCGUCCGUUUAGUUCGCCUCGGCUGCGCAAUGAUUUAUACCACC
Messenger RNA from Punctularia strigosozonata HHB-11173 SS5, 355 nucleotides. RefSeq names its product ubiquitin. Gene Ontology annotation, molecular function: protein tag activity; ubiquitin protein ligase binding. The coding region runs from base 77 to 310 and encodes 77 amino acids. Gene Ontology annotation, biological process: regulation of proteolysis; protein neddylation; modification-dependent protein catabolic process. NCBI's taxonomy places the organism in Eukaryota, Fungi, Basidiomycota, Agaricomycetes, Corticiales, Punctulariaceae. The transcript is spliced from 5 exons. Gene Ontology annotation, cellular component: nucleus; cytoplasm. The record is from RefSeq and is a predicted model, not a curated record.